Messenger RNA from Lates calcarifer (barramundi perch), 4656 nucleotides. RefSeq names its product potassium channel subfamily K member 2-like. Gene Ontology annotation, molecular function: potassium ion leak channel activity; outward rectifier potassium channel activity. The record is from RefSeq and is a predicted model, not a curated record. Gene Ontology annotation, cellular component: membrane. Lineage: Eukaryota; Metazoa; Chordata; Actinopteri; Centropomidae. The transcript is spliced from 9 exons. The coding region runs from base 309 to 1565 and encodes 418 amino acids. Gene Ontology annotation, biological process: stabilization of membrane potential; potassium ion transmembrane transport.
GCCAGAGCGCAAACAGCAGCAGAGUGGAUGCUGGAGAGCUGAGAGACGAGGAGAAAGCGGGGGAAGGCCAGAGAAAUCACUCCUGUCGUGACAUGUGGAGACAGUAAAACUAACCUCAGCGCAGCGUCAGUGUCCGAUCAGAGGUGAAAGUAGAGAAGAGGAGCGAAAGAAAAACGGAGCUCCUGAUCUUUCCCCCGCUUCAGCACCGCGGGGAGGAGACACGCAGAGGAGGAAAGAUUCCCCUAAACGCAGUGAGAGCGUCGGAUGAGGAGAAGAGGAGAGCGGAGGGCAUCGGAUAGGCAACAAGGAUGGCAGCUCCAGACUUAUUGGACCCUAAAUCCGCCACUCACAACACCAAGCCCCGCCUCUCCUUCUCCACAAAGCCAAUCACACUGACUCCCCGGGAGGAGAGUGAGGUGGUUGCCACGGUGAUGAAAUGGAAGACGGUGACAGCCAUCUUCUCUUUGGUGGUUCUGUACCUGGUGAUGGGAGCAGCAGUCUUCAGAUCCCUGGAGCAGCCUCACGAGAGUGCCCAGCGUUUGGCCAUCCUGGCCCAGAAGCUGGAGUUUCUGUCCAGACACACGUGUGUGAACCAGAGUCAGCUGGAGGAGCUGGUUAAGCAAGUUGUAUCUGCUAUCCGUUCAGGUGUAAACCCUGCAGGGACACUGACCAACCACAGCAGCCUGUGGGACCUGAACUCUGCCUUUUUCUUUGCUGGCACUGUCAUCACAACCAUUGGUUUUGGAAACAUCUCUCCCCACACAGAAGGUGGAAGAAUAUUCUGUAUCGUCUACGCGUUGCUAGGGAUCCCUUUGUUUGGCUUUCUCUUGGCUGGUGUAGGAGAUCAGCUCGGCACCAUAUUCGGCAAGGGCAUCGCCAGAGUGGAGAAGAUGUUUGUGCACUGGGACGUCAGUCAGACAAAGAUCCGGGUUAUCUCAACCCUGCUGUUUGUGUUGUUUGGCUGCCUGCUGUUUGUGGCGCUCCCAGCAGCCAUCUUUAAGUACAUUGAAGGUUGGUCUGCGCUGGAGUCCCUUUACUUUGUGGUCAUCACCCUGACCACCAUUGGAUUUGGGGACUUUGUAGCAGGUGGGUCAGAUAUAGAGUACUUGGACUACUAUAAACCAGUUGUAUGGUUCUGGAUUCUGGUGGGACUGGCCUACUUUGCUGCCAUCCUCAGCAUGAUAGGAGACUGGCUAAGAGUCAUCUCCAAGAGGACGAAAGAAGAGGUUGGAGAGAUUCGUGCUCACGCUGCAGAGUGGACGGCCAACGUCUCAGCCGAGUUCAAAGAAACCCGUCGACGUGUUAGCGUCGAGAUCUAUGAUAAGUUCCAGCGUGCAGCGUCAAUCAAACGCAAACUGUCCUCGGAGCUGGGGUUCAGCCCCGCCCCAGAGCUCACUCUGCCUAAGAGGGCCGUGUCGGUCAACUUCAACGACGAACGGGACAAGAACGAGAGGGAGGCCGGGCUGCAGGGCCUGACGACACCUCUGGCCAGAAAUGGUGGUUUGUACAUGAACGGCCUGGACCCAGAGAGAGGAGAUAUCUCAAUCAUUGAACACCUCAAGUAGAAAGACGAAGGCCGGCAGCACCUUUAAGAUCUUUUCAAGGCCUUUUCAUUUAUCAUCAUUUAUGGCGUCAGUGCUGAGACCAGACCUGCUUGACCAAAUGAACUGGUUCAAUUCACAAAUUAAGUAUAAUGAGAAUGUGGUACCUUGUGAGGGACAUCUUCACCCCUCUACAGGGGAGGCUGGAGUCACAGCCUUGCCCAGCAAGUGGAUUUUUGACAUCUUUCUCACCUCACCACCCUCAUCCCUGCAGUGUCAGUCAGCUGUCAAAACUUGCUAAAUAACAAUGAAGAGUUACAUUUCUGACAUAUUGUAUACAGAAACAUUACAGUAUUUGGUGAAGUAUGUUGAAAAGUCAGAGGAAUGUCCAAGGUGCCUGGCUGUGUUUGCACCACUUCAGUAUUUUCCACAAUACGUUUUUACUACACAGCUUUACGACGUAUGAGCAAUUGUUUCAUUUUCUUUUGGCUUUUUUCUUUUUACUUUCAUCGUUGGACAGGUGAUAGAAUAGAGACAGACAGGAGAGAGAGGAUGUGACGUGCAGCAAAGGUUUCUGGGAUGUGAUGAUGUCAGGACUGUAAAAGUGAAAGACAGUUAUGUCUGAAAUACAAAGAUGGUGGCCUCUGAUGGGGAGAGGCAGAUUUUGUGCUAAAUGACUGCUGAAUGUAAAGAUAUUGAGAUUGUGAAGAUGGGAGGGAGGUGAUGUUGUUUGAACUGCAGAUGAGAUGGUGCAGUUGUACUGUACUGAACUACAAAGAUGGAGGAAUGUGAUGUUGAUCAAGCUACAAACUGAGUACUGAGACUCUGUGUGGACUGUGGGGAGCAGGUCUUUUACAUUUAGACUAGUAUUGUUUUUCUUAUUUUCCACUUGGGGAAAAUAAAAACUAUACUUACUGCACCAAAGCUUAUCUGAAAUAUAAGACAAGUCUGAGUGGUUUAAACUCCUAAACUCCUAAACUAAUAUUUAUAAUCUGAAGCUUUUUGCUGCCUGUUUUAUAGAGUAACUCAGAUAAAUUUUAUUUGAUCAGUUUUGUCACCAGUUAUGACACUUUGUACUUAUUAUCUUUUACUAGUUGCUGUCAGAUAUAAUCACCUCUGCAAACUGAAAAGCAGUGCUGUUAUAUGGCCUUUUUAAAAAUAUAUUUUGCUCCCACAGUUUGUUGGUAAAUGUUCUAAUCUACAGUUUUACCAACAACAAAUAUAAGCCAUGACUUUCAGUCACUGUAUGCCAAAUAUUAUUUUUAUUUCACUGUAAAACUUCCUUCCCACUAUAUAAACAUGUUGUUGAGUGACUAAACAGUUACCUGUACCUGGACCCAACAGUAAGAAACUUUUUUAUAAGAGCUGAUAAUUGAACAAGUCUGACCACUGUGGUUUUCAGUGGCAGCCAUGUUGGUCCUACAGUCCUGUUGUUUAAAGUGUAGUAAGUUGCCAUGACUGUAAAUCUUUUGUAAUAUUGUCAUCUCAACACCUUGGUUUUGACUGAGGGCAUCGUUACAUAUCUGCCACUAACUCUUCUUAGUUUUGGAGAGGAGGCAGAGCCUGUAUGUGGUUUGAAGUGGUGUCUCUUUCUCUUAUCCUGGGUAUAAUUUUAAAAGUACUGAGAGCACCAGUUGGAUCUGUAAGGAGAUUUGUCAAAUCAUUACUGUGCCUUAAACUCCUUAUUCUGCCUACAAGGCCAAGCACACCACACUGUGAGGUGCAACAACUGAUUUCACAAGUGUUCAAAUGAGGAAAUCUCAUAUGUCUAUUUAUAUGUUCUCUGUAACAAUUUGGAUUACUUCAGCUGAGGGAAGUUUAUAAGCCCAGUGCUGAUUGUGAAUUCAGCCUAACAAAUCUAAAUCAGUUGUUCACACUCAUGAUGUUCUACAGGCCUGGAUCCACAUAUGAUCAUGUUCAUCCAGUACCUUGUGUUUUACAUAACAAUAUCAUUUGUACGGCUCAGUGGAUGAAGUAAGUAGACUGUUGCAGGUUUGAUUGUUUCAUUUUUUCAGUGGCUGGAAGCAGUCACAUAUGAAUGAUGACACAGUGUCCCUUUGAGCCAGUUGGUCAACCAUUAAACUGUUUGUCUGUGUGUGCAUUUUAUAACGUAUGACUAUACUGUAACAGAGUAUUAUAUUCAGCAAAUGUUUACUCUCUGUUGACUAACCCCAAGCUGCUAUGAUUGACAGUGAAUGCCAUCUCUGAGAUGUUCAGUCACACAUGUAACAACAUUUCUUGCAAACAACCUUUGAAUUGUGGGUUGUCAAACUUGAAUCUCCAAUUUUAAAAGAUUUAAUCACUUCACCCUUGACAUCAUUUUUUAAUGCCCAGCUUCCAGACACACACACACACACACACACACACACACACACACACACUGAGGGUUUUCUUCCAUGUGUGUAUGCCUGCCGUUGAAAAUGCACUUUGAUUUAACAGCCUUUAAACGUAACAACAUGCUGCAGCUCCCACAGCUAACCAGUCCAUCCAGUCAGAAGGCUUCGAUUUUGUUGUUAUGAGGCAUUAGUACACGGUUUGACACACAAACUUUUAACCUUUAGAUUACUGCUCACAUACACGGGGAGUUUCAAACCAAUUUAUAUUUUAAACCUGAACCAGUUCAGGUAUACCAAUUAUUUGAUUUUUUUUUUUCUAGUCCUGAUUGACUGGUAUGUGUGAAAGUGAUGUGGAUUCAUUUACUAAUAGAUGAACUAACUAGUCUUUCAGACACCCACUGGACAUAAGUGGACUUAUAUCCUAUUAAGUUUUGACUUUUACUAUAGCUGUUUGUUUUUUUUUUAGUUCAUCAUUAACUCAGAGUCUGUAUGGUUCAGUACUAACACUGAAUGGAAACAGUAGUGGCAUUACACAGUGUUGUAGCUGGUUGGUCUGACCUUGCCUUCUCUCUUUGCUCUUCGGUUUAUCAGCAAACAGACGACAUUUUUACACAAUCAUCUUUUUAGCUGAGCUGAAAUGAGACUAACUCUAAGACGUGUUCAUUUUCUGCUAAUGUGGUAGAUAUGCCGAUGCUUUUUAUGACAGCAAUCAUGAAAACUCUGUAUUUUUCUAUUCUGUAUGUUUCUACACUGAUGUGAGUCUGGGAGAACACGUGGUA